GCAGUUUCACUUACUAUUUUACAUUCACAGUUUCUCAGAGAACCUUUUCUUGAGAGAUACAGAGAAAGCAGAGGAAAACAGAGAGUGAAAAAACAGAACAAGGAAAAUGGCUCACAUUUCCCCCGGAGUUGACGCCGUCGUUAAAGAACUCGGUAGGCUAGACAUUCAAUCUGGCUUUUCUGAAGUUCUUCUUCACGAGUUGAGAUUCCUGAUCAGGUUUCUAUUCUGGCUGUGGGAUUGCAAGAAAGCUAGAAUCAAACCUUAUCUUCGCAAUGCUACUGAUGCUCUUGAAGCUGUUCUGAGAGAAGCUGGUGUUAUUGCUGAACGCAAAGACUUAGGCGAUGUUAAAGAUUGGGAUUCUGUGGCUCCUGCUUUACUAAACAAAUUGGAGCAAUUCGAGCCGGAGAUUAGAAAAAUCGGUUCUCUUUCUUUGGACUCGCUAAGAUCCACGUCUUGCUCAAGCGACGAGAUUCUAGAACUCGUUAAUGAUCUUGUUUGGAAUUUCAAGGAUUUUGCAAAGCUGAAACCUGAUAUUCAUGAUUCCGCGAAAGAAAGAAUCUGGGUUGUUGUCAGAAAACUCAGAGUCCUGAGAAGCCUUGUACAUUUCUCUGCAAAAGGGUUCAAUAACCAUCAGUUGAUGGAAAACUUUCUGAUUUGUGCCAAAGAUUUGAUGCACAAUGCAGCAUUUUUGUCCCUUUUCUUCUUACUGAAAGGGAAGGAUGGGACGAUGGCCCAAGAAUGGGAAACUGUUUUUUCUGAUCAAUUGGAGAAGUGUAUGCCUCGCACUCCAGAAGUCGCAGAGAUGUUUGUAGGGUUCCUUAAAGCUUCAAGACCAAGGAGAUCUGACAAGAUUCCGGUCGGUCAAGACAUUGUCAGCCUUGUUGAUCUUCUUUUACUGAAAGGUUCAGACGUUGAUCCUUUGACGGAUCGAACUGAAAUUCUUAAAGAAGGGUUGAUAUUUGCCAUAUCUUUCCUCAAGGAUCCAGAAGAGGAAGCUGUAACAAAUGCUGGAGAUGGAUUUCGCCGUGGAAUCGAUGUUGCACUCACUAAGGUAUUAUCUCUCCUUUUCUCUUUAUACAUGGACGGAUUAGAAGUGGAUAUCUCUAGUCUCCAAGAAAAGAUUGACCGAGUGAAGGCAGAGAUUAGAAAGCAUAAUAUGCCGCUUUUGAAUUCACCAAACUUCAGAUUUCCAUCGACAAAUGCUACAGGAUUCAUCAGUUUCUUGUUGAAGAAUAUGGAGCAAAUGGUAAAACACAAUCACGAAAAACUUGCUUUCGCAGGGCAUCGAGUUAUGAUUGUCCAUGAGGAGCUUAUUUCCCUUCAACCAUUCCUUGAAACUAUCUUAGAGCUGCAGAAAGAGAGAGGAGAUGUAGAAGCUCUUUGGACUCAAAUUAUCAAUACGAUCUUGCUAGCAGAGUAUGUCAUCAGCUCCUGUUUAGUAACAGAUUACCCUAUUUGGUGUGAUAUGUUAUGGCUUUCAGAUGUAAUGGAGGCUAUCAAGCUCAUUCGAAUCGAGGUGAACAAAUACAGUGAUCAGGUGAUCAACAACACCAAAAUAUCAAGACGUGUCACAAGUUUCAUUCACCUUUCCGUGAGUAAAGCAAAUCCAUCAAACUUUGAUGAUGUUGUGAUCGGUCGCGAAACAGAGUUAAAGGCGAUAAUUGAGAGACUCAACAGAGGGACAAGACAGCUUGACAUUGUCUCCAUUGUAGGUAUGGCUGGCCUCGGUAAGACCACUGUAGCCCGAAAAGUUUACAAUGAUCCAUGUCUCAAAUAUUACUUCAGUGUACGAGCAUGGUGCUGCAUUUCUCAGGUGUAUAACCUUAGGGAGCUGUACUUUGACAUUUUAAGUGAUGUAACUGGUGGUGAUGCUCGCCAAUCUUACUCUGGUAGUACUGAUAAUGACUUGGCUGAAACACUUCGGAAAAGACUGAAGCAACAAAAAUAUCUCAUUGUGUUGGAUGACAUUUGGAGCGUUGAAGCUUGGAAUAGCUUAAAAGAUUCAUUUCCAGAUGACAACAAGGGAAGCCGUAUCAUGUUCACUAGCCGGAUCCAUGAUUUGGUAUCACAAGCAAAGCCGAAUUGCAGUCCCCAUCCGCUUCGCUCACUUUCUGAUGAGGAGAGUUGGGAGUUAUUGCAAGGGAAACUAUCACUGUCCCCCCUUAACAAUGACCUGGCAGAAAUAGGUAAAAAUAUUGCCAAAAACUGUAAAGGGUUACCUUUAGCUGUGGCUUUGGUUGCAGAAGGGCUAAUUCCAAGAGAUGAUGACCAAACGAACCUGUACGAAGUAGCCGAGCAAUACUUGUCUGAUCUGAUUAGUCGAAAUCUAGUAAUACUUGCAGAAAAGAGUUCCAUUGGUGGCAUAAAAGCAUGUCGUGUCCAUGAUCUACUCCAUGAUCUAUGCUCAGCAAAAAUUCAAGAGGAAAAUUUUCUACAAUGUGUGCGCGAUAGCGAUGUUUCUCAUUCUUCAUCGGAAGCCAAGACGUAUGAGAAUUAUCGCUUGUCUGUUCAUGCUAAACUGACCGAGUUCAUUGAUACUAAACCUGUAGGUACCUUCGUCCACUCUCUAGUUUUUUGUGGCAAAGAAAAUACAAGGGAUGAGCUUUCAUAUACUGUUUUCAAAAGUUUUAAGCUUCUUAACGUUCUGGACUUGGAGCUCUUCGAAUCACAUGGCGAUUUUCCUCGCGAAGUAACAUUCAUGGUUCAUUUGAGAUACCUAGCCAUUGCGUGCAAGGCUGAAAAGCUUCCAGAGUCCAUUGUCAACAUGUGGAAUCUAGAAACCUUAAUUCUGCCAGGUAUGGACAUUUUCUUGCCGGAAUUCUUUUGGCGAAUGAAAAACCUGAGGCAGGUAUACAUUAAAAGGCUGUAUAUAAACGGUAUUGCGGAUCAUGAAUUUGGCCAACUUAAGAACUUGGAGGUUUUGUCAGUACCAUAUCUAGGUUCAAGAGAUGAAGUAAAGGAAUUACUGAGAAGGUUGCCAGGACUUCGGAAGCUGAGGUUUAAUCUUGAAAACACUCACUCCUGCAAGUUUCAUGAACUGAGCAGCCUGACCCAUCUUGAAUCAGUUACCGUGUUCCCCAAUUUUCAUGUAAGUCGCAAGAUGGUAAAGUACGAGUUUCGAUCAUUUGAUUUUCCUAGUAGUCUCAGAAAAUUGACCCUGAAUGGGUUGGAAGUAGAAUGGAGUCUUAUAUCAUCUAUAGGGAAGUUGCCUAAUCUGGAGGUUCUCAAACUAAAUUCAAAUUCAUUUAUAGGAAACAGGUGGGAUGUAGAAGAUGGCCAGUUUUUGAACCUUAAGCAGUUGGAACUCAACUGGUUGAAAAUUAGAAAAUGGACUUUCCAAGAUGAACCAUUCCCUAGCCUUGAACGACUUAUAAUGACAUUCUGUUUCGAGCUUCGCGGGAUUCCAGCUAGUUUAGGAUACAUUCCAACCUUGGAGAAGAUAGAGAUGAUCUGCUGUUCCCCAGCCUCCUCAAUAUCAGCCUGUAAAAUUUUCAGGGAACAGCAAGAAAUGGGAAAUGAAGUCCUUCAACUUGUUAUAAAUAAAGAAUAUCAUGAAAUUGAUGAUGAUGAUGAUGAUGUUGACGAUGAUGGUGAUGAAGAAGAAGAAGAUGAUGAUGAUGAAGAUAAAGAUGUUUUGUUUUCUGGACCUCGGCGGGCUUUGUGGAAAUGGGAUUAA
This is a messenger RNA of Oldenlandia corymbosa var. corymbosa, 3676 nucleotides long. NCBI's taxonomy places the organism in Eukaryota, Viridiplantae, Streptophyta, Magnoliopsida, Gentianales, Rubiaceae. The record is from the annotation of a GenBank genome assembly.